This is a messenger RNA of Prorocentrum cordatum, 1740 nucleotides long. The record is from the annotation of a GenBank genome assembly. NCBI's taxonomy places the organism in Eukaryota, Dinophyceae, Prorocentrales, Prorocentraceae.
AUGGGCAACGCGGAGGGGUGUGGUGGUCGUUCGCAGUCCAGGAUAGAAGCACAGUCCAAGUGUGUGGUGGUCGUUGACCCCUACUCCACUGGUGCGUGCUUGGCAUUGGAGUGCAUGUCUCGAGGCUAUCAGGUGAUUGUCGUCUGGAGCAAGGAGAUCUCGGACGAGAUGAAAAGCCACAUCCCUGGCACGUGCGCCGACCUGAAAUACGUAGCUGAGGUCACAGAGAUGGGCACUAUCGAAAUGGUGGCUACCGCUGUGAAGGGGGUUGUCCCCACGGAGCUAGCGGCCGUGAUCGUAGGCGGCGAGUCGGGCGUGCCUCUGGCGGACGCGCUGUCCGAGCACCUGGGCGUGCGCACCAACGGGACACAGAUCCCGCAGCGCCGCGACAAGAAGAUCCAGCAGGAGCUCGUGAAGGCGGCGGGGCUUCGGUCGGUGCGCCAGGCGGGGGGCACGCGCUUGAAGGACGUGGAGGAGUUCCUGAGGACCGAGCAGAUGCUGGUGGUGGUGAAGCCUGUGGAGUCGGCUGGCUCCGACGGCGUGAAGCUGUGCCACUCGGAGGAGGAGGCGCGCGAGCACUUCGAGGUUCUGAUGGGCGCGCAGCAGAAGGUGGGCAGCCAGGGCGCCGCGGUGCUGUGCCAGGAGUUCCUGAAGGGCAAGGAGUACGUGGUGGACCACGUGUCGAGGGACGGCGUGCACAAGACGGUGAUGGUCUGGGUGUACGACAAGCGCGCCGUGAACGGCGCCGCGUUCGUGUACCACGGCAUGCUGCCGGUGGCAUCGGACUCCCCGGAGGCGCAGGCCGUGAUCCCCUACGUCCGCGGCGUGCUGGAUGCGCUGCAGAUCAAGAACGGGCCCACGCACGGCGAGGUGAUGAUGACGCCCGACGGCCCCUGCCUCGUCGAGAUGAACUGUCGCGCGCACGGCGGGGACGGGGCGUGGAUGCCGCUGGCGCGCGCGCUCACUGGCGGCUACUCGCAGGUGGACGCUGCGGUGGACAGCUUCCUGGACGCACAGCAAUUUGAGCAGCUGCCCGACAGGCCGCCCAGCCCGUUCUUGGCGGCAGGGCAGGAGGUGAUGCUCGUGUCGUUCACAGCUGGCACCGUGACUGGCCUGCCGGGGUACGACAGGAUCCGCGCGCUGCCCUCUUUCCUGCACCUGGAGGGGCCCAUCAAGCCAGGCGACAAGAUCGAGCGUACCGUGGACCUCUUCACCAACGUGGGGUCCGCCCUCCUCAUGAACAAGGACCCUGAGUCUCUCGCCAGGGACGUGCAGGCCAUCCGCGACAUGGAGGCCGACUUCUCUAUGUUCGAGCUCGAGGAGCAUCCCAUGCGCCUCAAGCGACCCCGCGCCAACAGCGAGCUGCGUGACGUCUCCACGCCCACGCCUCGCGUGCGCGCUUUCUCAGAGAAUCGACCCGAUCUUGCUGACUUCUCCGAGUCGCGUUCGCGGGCCUAUUCCGAGCAUCGCCCCAGCCUGGCCGAGCUCCCCGAGGACAGCUCUGACGAGCAGGUACGCGCGGUGGUUGUCGUGGACCCUUACUCCACAGGUGCAUGCGUGGCGCUGGAGUGCUUCCAGCGCGGCUUCAAAGUCAUAUCCAUCUGGAGCCUUGCUGCCACCGAGGAGCUGCGCGACCCGUCGCAUCAGCCUCAGAGCUGUCGCGAGCUGGUUUAUUCAAGACCUCUCCGAGGAGAAGGCCAUGGAGGAGACAGGCGAGGCCGUCAGGCAGGCUUGCGGUGA